Vigna umbellata (rice bean) is the source of this 971-nucleotide messenger RNA. The record is from RefSeq and is a predicted model, not a curated record. Lineage: Eukaryota; Viridiplantae; Streptophyta; Magnoliopsida; Fabales; Fabaceae.
CCUCCCAUUUUGUGGCCACGCUAUUCUCAAUUGCUGCAGCGUCCCAGUGCUAUCUCUAUCCAUCUCUACUCAACAGUUUGGUGGAUGGCUUCUUCUUCUUCUUCCUUGUUUCGUUCCAUUCCGAUUUCAUUUCCAUCCACCAAACAAUGCGCUCGUAAAUCCCUGCGCCCUUCGCUUCGUGCUUCCGCCACUCCAACACAAAAGGCUCGGUUCGUUGCUCGCCGUAAAGAGUCCGUUUCCGUUCGCCAACUGCAGCGUCCCCUAAUUGAGUACAUGCGGUUACCAGCGAGUCAGUACUCGGUGUUGGACGCGGAGAGGAUUGAACGGGUAAAUGACGACACGUUUCGGUGUUACGUUUAUAGGUUCAGGUUCUUCAACUUUGAGAUUUGUCCAGUGUUGUUGGUUAAGGUGGAAGAGCAGCCUGAUGGAUGCUGCAUCAAGCUCUUGUCUUGCAAGCUCGAGGGAUCACCUAUGAUUGCUGCACAGAACGACAAGUUUGAUGCUCUAAUGGUUAACCGGAUAUCGUGUGAUACUAACGCUGAUAAUGAUAAGUCUUUGAUGCAGCAACUCACAUCAGACACUAUAAUUGAGGUAAGCAUUGAAAUUCCUUUUCCUUUCCUAGCAAUACCAAAGCAAGCAAUUGAAUCAGCUGGGACUCAAGUCCUUGAACAAAUACUCAGGCUUAUGCUUCCCCGAUUUAUGUCACAGCUUGUGAAAGAUUAUCAAGCUUGGGCCACUGGUGAUACCUCAAGGCAACCUCUGGGAACAGGUGAAAUCUGAAAUAAUGCGUUGCCACUGGCGCCCUUAAAUUGCUGUAUAGUCAAUAGGUUCUAGAAAUAUCGCUUGUAGCAUGUGCAUUAUUGCAUUCUUGGUUAGUAGCUGGGUGAACAUUUUUUUGUUUGUUUGGAGAUGGUAUUGGUUGUAACGUAAUCUAUAUGAUUAAAUGGAAUUUGAAAGAUUCGUGAAUUUUA